AGGCAGAUGUUCAACUCAUCGCCUUGACAUCAUACAACUAACAUGAAGCUCCUCCUGCUCACGUUUGUGGUCUGCUUCACGGCAGCUUUAGCAGCAUCAGUCAAUAAGUCAAAGAGGGACAUCCUACCGGGCGAUCCACGCUACGGAACCGAGCAUGAUCAUCAUCAUGAACAUGAAAAUGAGGUACAAUCUCAGCAACUCUACGGACCGCCUAACCAUACACCAGGCAAACCUUUGGGAGCUGACUUCUUCGCGACCAGUGAUGCUGCCAAAACUCCCUCCAUCCUCGUGCCAUCCACCUCCUACGGAAUACCCGAUACUACUCAGAUUCUUAACAACUUCCUUGGAUCCAUUGAUGACAAAAACUCUGCCGCUAUAAAGACGGCCAUAGACGGCGUUCAGGAACAUUCGAAAUUCGAUACCGUGCAGAAAACCAUAAUUCCAGAGCAGCCAGCGGUUGUUAACAAGCAUGUGGAAACCGCUCCGCAAGUGAAGACGACGACUUCUCAUUUGCCCACUGAGACCCAAGAUUUGUCCUCCUUAAUUUCUACUUUCAACACUUUCCCCAGUUACGCCUCGUACUCCUCGUACAGCAACAUACCCGUGAAAACUGUGAAUCAUCAUUUGCAAGUGCAAGUACCUCAACCGUAUCAAGUACCGGUAACCAAGCAUGUUGCUGUUCCCAUUCCAGUUCCGCACACCGUCGAAGUUCCUAAACCCUACUACGUCCGUGUGCCCCAACCUGUUCAAGUCCCCGUGGAUCGUCCAUAUCCCGUGGAAGUGCCUCGUCCAGUGCCAUACCCCCUUCAUCAUUACGUAAAAACUAGCGUUCCAGUUGCUCAUCCAAUUGCUCAGCCAAUUGCUCAGCCAAUUGCUCAUUCAAUUGCUCAGCCAAUUGCUCAGCCAAUUGCUCAUCCAAUUGCUCAGCCAAUUGCUCAUUCAAUUGCUCAGCCAAUUGCUCAUUCAAUUGCUUAUCCAGUUGCUCAUUCAAUUGCUCAUCACGCGACAGUGGAUGCCAAGGAUAAUCCAGUGCAGACCUUCUUCGACAAUUCCCAGUUGGCGUUCCAAAACGUAUUGGGAAAUCUACCGACUUUCUCAAAUCCUCUGGACGGCCUCCAAAAUUCGUUUGAGAACCUCGAGUUCCCCCCUCUAUCUUUCAUACCAUCCUCAAUACCGUUCCUACCGCAGCAACCCUCCGCCGUGCCCUCUUCGAACAGCGACUCAGUUACUGUUGAUAAUGCAGCGCUGAAGGUUGAACCCGUUAAGAUAAAGCCCGUCGUGCAACCGAGCAAACAAGCAUAUAAGUCUUCCACCGCGUGUGCUGGAUGUAUUGUUUCUUCUGCCACAAACAACAAGCAGGAAUAUGUGCAACCCACCGAUUCCAAUGGUGGUUACGUAUACUAGAAUGUUUAUCUUGUAAUGGACAUUGAAUAAACUACUAGAAUCUCUUAGUAGAAAUAUAUAUUACACGAAGGAUUACUCAACGAUGACUUAUCCCUGAAGUAUCAAUUUGAUCGGAAAGUUUG
Molecule: messenger RNA, 1526 nt
Organism: Acromyrmex echinatior (Panamanian leafcutter ant)
Lineage: Eukaryota; Metazoa; Arthropoda; Insecta; Hymenoptera; Formicidae
Source: RefSeq, a predicted model, not a curated record